AUGGGCUAUUUGAAGGCUCCCAAAUUCUCGAGACCCAAGUUGACUCGAGAGUCACUUGGGUUGACCACUUGGGUCAAAUACGACAAGUAUGAUCCCCGCUCUGCAGAUUCCACCGACGCAAGAAAGUCAUUGGCAGACCUGGACUAUUCUCCACUCCGUAGAGUGACAUGGGCAUCUUUCUGGAUGGGUAUACUCAUCUCGAUGGGUGGUUUCAUCUUCGGGUACGACACCGGUCAAAUCUCAGGAUUUCUUGAAAUGCCAGAUUUUCUCGAGCGCUUUGGUCAACGUCAUUCGGAUGGUACAUUCUACUUCAGCAAUGUUCGUGCUGGACUUAUUGUCGCUUUGCUCUCCAUCGGUACAUUAUUCGGCGCCUUGAUCGCUGGCCCAGUGGCCGAUAUCAUCGGCCGUAAGCCUAGUGUCACCCUCUGGUGUGGAAUCUUCUGCGUGGGCAAUAUCGUGAUGAUUUCAUCCGACCAUCAUUGGUACCAGAUGAUGAUGGGGCGCUUUGUCGCAGGUCUCGGUGUAGGUUCGCUGUCGUUGCUUGUGCCAAUGUACAUGGCUGAGACUGCUCCUCGUCACAUUCGAGGUGCGCUGAUCUCCACUUAUCAGCUGUUUAUCACUUUUGGCAUCUUCUUGGCCUCUUGUAUCAACUUUGGCACUUUUGAGCACCAGCGUGGUAACUCCGGCUCUUGGAGGAUUCCAUUAGGUGUUGGAUUUCUAUGGCCACUCAUCUUGGGUGGCCUAGUGCUUCUAUUCCCCGAAACUCCUCGCUUCGAUUUCCGAAAAGGCAAGACUGAGAGGGCCAAAGAGACCAUGUUGAAGGUUUACGGAGCACCACCCAACCAUUACAGUGUCUAUCUGGAGCUCGAAGAGAUUGAUGCUAAGCUUCGUGCUGAGGCUGUUCAAGAGGGCUUUGUCCGAGAAUGGAUUCACAUGUUCUCGGCUCCCAAGAUGGGUCAGCGCAUCGCCCUUGGAAUGCUUCUGCAGAUGUUCCAGCAGCUCACAGGUGCCAAUUACUUCUUCUACUACGGAACCACAAUCUUCCAGGCUACUGGUAUCAACAACUCCUAUGUCACCCAGAUGAUUUUGAAUGGCAUCAACUUUGGCACAACUUUCUAUGGCCUCUAUAUUGUCGAACAUUACGGUCGUCGUAAGUCACUGAUGGUUGGAGGGCUUUGGAUGUCGGCGAUGUUCUUCAUCUUCGCCAAUGUUGGACAUUUCUCCCUCGACCGGAACGAUCCUCAGUCUACGGAGUCUUCUGGAACAGCGAUGAUUGUCAUCGCAUCGUUUUUCAUCUUCGGAUUUGCCACUACAUGGGGCCCAAUGGUGUGGACAAUCUGCGGUGAACUCUAUCCAUCACGCUACAGAGCCAAAGGCAUGGCUCUGUCUACCGCAUCCAAUUGGUUCUGGAAUUUCCUUAUCGCCUUCUUUACGCCAUUCAUCACAGGCGACAUCGACUUCCUUUACGGCUAUGUCUUUGCAGGUUGCAAUCUGGUCGCUGUUUUCCUGAUUUACUUCUUUGUCAUGGAAGGCCAAGGCAGAACUCUUGAAGAGAUUGACACCAUGUACAUCACCGGCGUCAAGCCCUGGAAGAGCUCCAGCUGGGUUGCUCCUCCUCCCGAAGAGAUUGAAAAGAUCAGAAGGGAGGCUGGCACUGCAAGUGCUGCCGAAGCUGGCGAGAUCGCACCCGCUCCAGCUCCAGCUGUCGCUAGAGAUAGCGAGAGCACCGAGGCUGAGAAAGAGCUCGAGCAUCGUGCAUAG
Messenger RNA from Exophiala bonariae, 1761 nucleotides. RefSeq lists its product as uncharacterized. Gene Ontology annotation, molecular function: carbohydrate:proton symporter activity. The transcript has 7 exons. NCBI's taxonomy places the organism in Eukaryota, Fungi, Ascomycota, Eurotiomycetes, Chaetothyriales, Herpotrichiellaceae. Bases 1 to 1761 code for a protein of 586 amino acids. Gene Ontology annotation, cellular component: plasma membrane. The record is from RefSeq and is a predicted model, not a curated record. Gene Ontology annotation, biological process: carbohydrate transport; transmembrane transport.